This is a messenger RNA of Carassius carassius (crucian carp), 2815 nucleotides long. RefSeq names its product ELMO domain-containing protein 1-like. Lineage: Eukaryota; Metazoa; Chordata; Actinopteri; Cypriniformes; Cyprinidae. Gene Ontology annotation, molecular function: GTPase activator activity. The transcript has 12 exons. The record is from RefSeq and is a predicted model, not a curated record. The coding region runs from base 211 to 1218 and encodes 335 amino acids.
UUUACUUUUCCGCGCGGCGCAGCAGCGCUGCAUUGCGAUGCUCAGAAGCGCCCGCCCUCCCUAAUUCUCAUGCUCAUCAUGGAGGAAUAACAGGUACCUGCUUUACAGAGAGAGGAGGACAGGCUAUUCCCAUUCCCAGAGACAUCUCGAAACGUGGUCAGACCAUUGGCGAAUGUGAGUUAUACUGUUGUAGCAAAGCAGACAAUCGCGAUGAAGCAUUUUCUGAGGGUACUGACCCAGUUACUGGUGUUCCUGUACUGUAAGUGUUUGUGGCGGGGCCUGAAGUUUGUCAUCAGGAAGUUAACUGGACGAUGUGAGCUUCAACGCAUCUGUUACAAUAACAAACCCGGUGCUCGAAGGACACUCAAGAUCGAAUCAUCACUCAAAUGCUCUAAACAUGAGCUUUUGCAGUCUGCCAUCAACGCUCACCCAGAUUCUGUGGAGAAGACUAUCGAUGAUAUAAUGUCCCGGAAAAAGAUCAACCUUGACACUAACCCACAGCUUGGCAUCUCUCUCCAGGCUUGCCUACACCAGAUCGUGGGUUACCGAAACCUGGUAGUGGAGGUGGAGAAGCUGCGUAGAGAGCCAUAUGAUUGUGAAAACCAAGCACAUGAAGAGAUGCUCAUGAAGCUGUGGAAGGAACUCCGUCCUGAUUCUCCUCUCUCUGGACGCAUCUCAAAGCAAUGGUGUGAGAUUGGUUUCCAAGGAAACGACCCCAAGACUGAUUUCAGGGGCAUGGGUCUCCUGGGAUUGCACAACCUACUGUAUUUUGCAGAGCAUGACAAAGCCACCGCUCUCCAAGUUCUUCAUGACUCCCUGCAGCCCAAACACAGGAACGUUUCCAAAGUGGAAGCCAGCAAGAUGAGCAAAGCUGAGUGGGACAAGAAGAAAUUUGACAAAGCGAUUGGAUACUCCUUCGCCAUAGUUGGCAUAAACAUCACUGACCUGGCAUAUUCCCUGCUGGUGAGCGGGGCUCUGAAGACUCAUCUGUACAAUGUGGCACCAGAGAUGCCAAGUCUAGUGCACUUCCAACAGACCUUCUGUUAUCUGAUGCAGGAGUUCCACAGGUUCUGGAUGGAGGAAGAUCCAUGUGACAUCAUGGAGUUCAAUCGUGUGCGCAACAAGUUCCACAAGCGCGUCCUAAAGCAGCUGAAGAACCCUGACAUGGCACUGUGUCCUCACUUCACCGCCACUGACCUUCACCUGGUCAACCUGUAGCUUCUCAUUCAUCUCAACUCUCAUGACCUUUCACCUUCUCAUCCUUAAAACCCAUGUCUCAUUACUGCCAACUGCUCAGCCGGUCUCUUUCUCACACAUUCUCACACCAAUGUCUCCUUCAGCCCAUCCGACCAGACGUUACUGAAGAUCACCAGCACUGCUGUAGACCAUGUUGAUUGUAUGUGUGCAUGGCAACAGUGCCCCACUGAUUGUGUUAUUUCCAGCUAUCUGAAUGUGGAUGGGAGAAAGAUCUCUCCCGAUAGGACAAAGCUCCCUAUCCACCAGUAGGUCGAGCUGUUGGUGCUUAUUGGGUAAAAGACACUGAGCUUCAGGCGCACGAGAGUUUCUACCCACAUCCACCACAGUUGGCUGCGCUGAUACCAGGCACACUUAGAAACAGGUGGCCAUUGUUUGUAUACGCUAUCAUACACUUUCAAAGCUGCUAUAUUAAAGAUAACCUUUGUUUAAUUAUUGUAAAUCAUUUAAAGGAAUAUUCAAGAUUCAGUACAAGUUAAGCUCAAUCAACAAUACUUUUGGUAUAAUUUAAUUGCGACAAAAAUAUUCUUAAAAAAAAGAAAUCUGGCUUACAGUGACAUCUACAGUGGAAGGAAAUGAGGCCAACUUUUAAAUAUUCAAAUACGUCAAUGCUGUAACCAUACGAAGAUGCAAAUGUAUAAUUUUAGUGUGUAAAAAUAUUAAUCGUUUCUGUGUUUUUAUAACAUUAUUGGCCCAGAACAAUCCAUAAAAUGGAAAUGAUUUCAGCUUGCUGUAAUUACAGAUGAUUAUUCAUUCAUAAUUUCAUAACCAUUAUUGUCACUCUCAUAUUCUGAAUCUCAUUCUUCUAUCACAUACGUACAGUGCAUACUGUAGACUUCAUGUUGCACAGAGGCAGAGCUUAAAUCAAAUAUUCACUUGCCAAAUCUGGUAGGAUAAUGUGUGCUUUGUGAAUGUUACCAUGCAGAGCACAUGAUUGUUUUACUAAUGUAUUAGUGUUGAUGUAAACAAAACAAACAAAAAGAUGGAAUGUUCCAUUUUUCUGUUCUAGCACCAAAGCAAUAAGUGACGUUUAGAACAGUUAGUAGAACAGUCUUGUUUUCUUUUGCACAAGUGGUGCCUCUAUUGUAUUAUUAAGGAUAAUUAAUGUAUAACUGAAGUUUUGCCCUCAGUGUGAGUAUUUCAGGCUUUCUUUGGUCUCUUCUGCAUUUUAACUUUUACAUCUGUGUAACAUUACAAAUGCAUGUUGCUCUUUUGUUUAAGUUUGUCCAUUAACCCUUUAACAUGAUGGACGGUCACAGGGUUUGCAUGAUGAUUUAGGUUUUGCCUGCAAAAGAAUUGUGUUAUCAGAAUGUCACUUAAUUUUAAUGUUGUUAAUCGGUGCAAUGAAUGUCUAUGCUAUUGGCAGUGUUAAGCAGCUUCUUUUUAAUAGCUAUUGGUUGAACUGUGUUUCCACAUAAUUUUUAAAUGUAUAAAAAGUGUCAUAUAUUUCUCAUUGCAGCACUUUUACAGAUGAGACAGAAGCACUUGCUGUACAUAAAGCCUUAGAGGUGGAAUACAUGGAAACAUUAUUAAAGCUCAUCAUUAUGCAUGGCUGAAUGUU